AUGCUCCCUGUUCCUGCAGGUGCUGGCCAGAACCCUGUCCGGCAGGCAAGUGUUGCUGCAGGAAUCCCUUACUCCGUGCCCGCCUGGAGCUGCCAGAUGAUCUGCGGGUCUGGCUUGAAAGCGGUAUGUCUGGCUGCUCAGUCCAUACUGACGGGAGACUCCAGCAUCGUGGUCGCAGGAGGCAUGGAAAGUAUGAGCAAGGCUCCUCAUGUCAUUCACAUGCGAGCUGGGGUGAAAAUGGGCGAGGCUUCCUUGCAGGACACUAUAAUCCUUGAUGGCCUUACAGAUGCUUUUUAUCAGUAUCAUAUGGGUAUAACAGCUGAAAAUGUGGCUAAUCAGUGGCAAGUCAGCAGAGGGGAACAAGACCAACUUGCUGUACAGUCCCAAAACAGGGCAGAGGCAGCACAGAAAGCUGGCUAUUUUACAAAAGAAAUUGUUCCUGUUCUGGUACCUUCUAAAAAAGGUCCUAUAGAAGUUAAAACGGAUGAACACCCUCGACAUGGGAGCAACUUGGAAACGAUGGCAAAGUUAAAGCCCUGUUUUCUGACAGAUGGAACUGGGACAGUAACAGCAGCUAAUGCUUCAGGUAUAAAUGAUGGAGCUGCAGCUGUUAUUCUAAUGAAGAAAUCGGAAGCUGCUAGGAGGGGUCUUAUGCCUUUGGCUCGGAUUGUAUCUUGGGCUCAGACAGGUAUAGAUCCAUCUAUAAUGGGAGUAGGGCCCAUUUCAGCAAUAACAAAAGCUAUUGACAAAGCCAGCUGGACUCUGGAACAAGUUGACCUGUUUGAAAUUAACGAAGCCUUUGCAUCACUCUCUGUUGCAAUAGCAAAAGAACUGAAAGUAAAUCCAGAAAAGAUUAAUAUUCAAGGUGGAGCUAUUGCUCUUGGCCACCCUCUUGGCGCCUCUGGUUGUCGCAUCCUUGUUACUCUUCUACAUGCACUGGAACGAACAGGUGGAAAACGUGGUGUUGCUGCUCUCUGUAUAGGAGGAGGAAUGGGAAUAGCCAUGUGUGUCGAGAGAUAAACGUGCAUGAAUGAAUAGCUAGUGCCAACUUAACUAGCUUUGAAACAUUUACUAAUAAACUUCUAAU
Tauraco erythrolophus (red-crested turaco) is the source of this 1087-nucleotide messenger RNA. NCBI's taxonomy places the organism in Eukaryota, Metazoa, Chordata, Aves, Musophagiformes, Musophagidae. The record is from RefSeq and is a predicted model, not a curated record.